CAUACCUGCUCGACCAUGGCCUGGCUGCUCCCUCUCCCUCUCCUCUCUUUCUUCCUUUUAUUCCUCACAACAAGAGUACAUGGGUCAGCACUGACGACCGCCAUCUCUCCUAACGAACGCCUAUGCUUCUACGCGGACGUGGAUAAAGCUGGGGAAAAGAUCGGCUUCUAUUUUGCUGUGCAAAGCGGAGGCUCCUUCGAUAUCUCCUUCGAUGUCAAAGAUCCAAACGAAAAGAUCCUCCUUGACGGCGUCUCUGAGCGACAAGGUGACUACGUCCUCACCGCGAACACCGUCGGGGAAUACGCGUUUUGCUUUGAGAACGACAUGUCGACCCUUACCGACAAGCUCGUCGACUUUGACAUCAUGGUCGAGAGCGAACCCAGACGGGAGGCCCCUGCGAAGCCGGGUCAGAUCAGCGAACAUACAACGCCAUUGGAGGAGAGCGUGUACAGACUGAACGGAAUGUUGAUGAACAUAAAGAGGACGCAGAAAUACUUCCACACCCGCGAGAACCGAGGGUUUUCCACCGUUAAGUCUACUCAAAGUCGUCUAUUCUGGUAUGCCAUCUGGCAGACCGCUUGCGUUAUCGGCAUGGCAAUUUUCCAGGUCUACGUGCUGCAAACCUUCUUCACCAAGACAGGGCGGCGGUACAAGGUCUAGAGCAUACAUAAAGUCAUCUCUAUAUACUUUACUGGAAAUUUCGAGAGGUGGAGCUGUACAGUGGUGGAAGAUGUGUUGGUGCUAUCCAUCAUAAUAUUCUUCUCGUAUAUUCGAUAGUGUUCGUGCCCGGACUCACCAAGAAAACUCUCGACUCUGAAUCC
Messenger RNA from Stereum hirsutum FP-91666 SS1, 821 nucleotides. RefSeq lists its product as uncharacterized. Bases 16 to 660 code for a protein of 214 amino acids. The record is from RefSeq and is a predicted model, not a curated record. Gene Ontology annotation, biological process: endoplasmic reticulum to Golgi vesicle-mediated transport; intracellular protein transport; Golgi organization. Gene Ontology annotation, cellular component: Golgi apparatus; endoplasmic reticulum; COPII-coated ER to Golgi transport vesicle. Lineage: Eukaryota; Fungi; Basidiomycota; Agaricomycetes; Russulales; Stereaceae. The transcript has 6 exons.